CCAAAAAUAGAAUUCACGCUUACAUAACAGUAACACGUUUGACUUUUGACUGAGAGUGAAUGCAAGACAACGAAUGAGAUAUGACAGGAAAAACUAUAAUUUGCAUGCUCCGAAAUGAUCUGAGACUCCACGACAACGAGGCAUUGCUAUGGGCAUUCAAAAAUGGAAGUCAGGUUUUGCCAAUCUACUGUUUUGAUCCAAGGCAUUACAGUGGAACAUACCAUUUUGGUUUUCCUAAAACAGGACCUCAUCGUCUGAAAUUUUUAUUAGAGUGUAUUCAAGAUUUAAGACAAAUACUUAAAUCUAGGGGCAGUGGAUUAAUUGUAAGAACUGGUAAGCCGGAAGAAGUAAUAACUGAUUUAAUACAGAAAAUUGGUAAAGAGUCCAUAGAUUCUCUGGUUUAUUCUGAAGAGAUUACGAAAGAAGAACUAGAUGUUGAAUCUUCUCUCAAGUCCAGUUGUGGAGUGAAAGUUAAAACAUUUUGGGAAAAUACUUUAUAUCAUCGUGAUGACUUACCAUUUCAUUAUAAACAAUUACCAGAUAUAUAUACUCAGUUUAGAAAGGUAGUUGAGUCUAAUGUACCUGUGAGAUCUGUUAUAUCAACACCAAGAGAACUUAAACCUUUACCGUCUGGUAUAGAGGAAGGAAAUAUACCAACUUCUGAAGAUCUAGGAGUCUCUAGUGUUCAUGCAGACAGUCGUACCGCCUUUCCUUAUAAAGGUGGUGAAUCUACAGGUUUAGAAAGGAUAGAUUAUUAUUUAUGGCAGACAGAUAAAGUUGCUCAUUAUAAAGAAACAAGGAAUUGUAUGAUUGGUUCGGAUUACUCCACUAAAUUCUCGCCAUGGCUGGCGCAUGGGUGUCUUUCACCUCGAUUUAUUUACUCAGAAAUUAAACGUUAUGAAAAAGAAAGAACAGCCAAUCAGUCAACAUAUUGGGUAUUAUUUGAACUAUUAUGGAGAGAUUAUUUUCGAUAUGUGGCCUUGAAAUAUGGAGACAAGAUAUUUUAUCCUGGUGGUAUUCAAGGUAAACAUAUUCCAUGGAAAACAGAUAAAAAUGCUUUCAAUGCAUGGAAAGAGAGUAAAACAGGGGUACCUUAUGUAGAUGCUAAUAUGAGAGAAUUAGCUGCUACCGGUUUUAUGUCCAAUAGGGGCAGACAGAAUGUUGCUAGUUUCUUAACCAAAGAUUUAAAAUUAGAUUGGAGAUUAGGAGCAGAGUGGUUUGAAUCCAUGUUGAUAGAUCAUGAUGUAUGUAGUAACUAUGGUAAUUGGUUAUAUAGUGCUGGUAUAGGUAAUGAUCCAAGAGAAGACAGAAAGUUUAAUAUGGUUAAACAAGGCUUAGAUUAUGACCCCAAUGGUGAUUUCAUACGAUUAUGGAUUCCUGAAUUGAAUAAAGUUAAAGGUGCUGAUGUACAUACGGUGUGGGCUUUAAGUAGUGCCGUCCUUUCACGUGCAGAAGUAGUGUUAGCUGAAACUUAUCCUAAACCAUUGUUAAUAGCGCCAGAAUGGGCCAAACACAUGGGAAAAAUUGGCAGUGGUGGUGGAUGUGGUAGAGGAGGAGGAGGUAGUAAAUUAAAACAACAAAAAGGAAUGGACUUUUACUUCAAAAAUUCACAACCCAGACAAUGAACCUAUUUAUUAUAUAGAAUGUGCAAUAUUUUACAUACUUGUAAUGUUAACGUUCUUACCUCCUUAUGCAUAGAUUAUGUAUAAUUAUAUAUACUGAUAUAUUUUUAUACGCCCACAUUUUCAUGUGGAUGUAUAUUGUCAUCGCUCCUGAGUUUGUUUGUGGACAUUUUUUAUCUGAUUUUGACAAAACUUGAAAUAUAGGUUUAUAUCCCAAACAUCCCGGUUCCUUUUGAUAUUGGCACGUAUUGGAGUUGGACCCUAAAUUCAUGGAUUAUUGCUCCUGAUUGUAUGAAAAAUCACAUCAAUACCUUGACUAAGUUUGAUAACGACCAGUUUCUGCUGAGGGUAAGCAGAGCGAUAAGCAGUGUUCAAACUUGAUGGUGUUCGAUGAUGAACAUUGUCUGCUUACGGUAAGCAGAGAUAAGCAAUUUGAUUGGUUGAUGCUUUUGGGCAGAUAAUUAAGUGAUAGCUAUGAAACUUCAAGUAUAGAUUCAUUAUAUCAUUACCAUGACUAAGUUUGAUGAGAAUUUUCUGCUUGCGCUAAGGAGCGAUAAGCAAUUUGAUUGGUCAAGACUUUGGAACAUAACAACUCUGCUUUUAAUUGAGGUAGAAUGUUUAAAUUUGAUGUGGAUGUUCAUUAGAUGAAUAUCUUGACUGAGUUCAAUGAUUAACAUUUCCCGCUAAAGCUAAGCAGAGCUAAGCAAUUUCUUUGAUUCUAUCGGGCCCAGUUGUUCAACUUGUGGUUAAAUUUAACGAUGUGGUUAAAUAAUUUAAACACAGGUUAUGUAACGAUUAGUUAAAUAUAUAACCUAUGGUUAAACGUAACCACAUGGUUAAAUUUAACUAAUAGUUGAACAACUGGGCCCAGAUAGAAUCAAAGAUAUUGCUUAGCUCUGCUUAGCUUUAGAGAGUAAUGAAACUAAGUGUAUGGUUGAUAAUCAGUUUGAUUGCUCGAUACUUUUGAAAAAGAUGAACGUGCAAUUAAUUAUUAUGUGUCAUCUAUUAUUUCAGGAUUUUGGCAGGGGACAUCAACCUCACUGUUGGCUUGUUUCUCAUAAAUUUAUCAUAAAAUGGAAAAAUAUCAUAAAAAAUAUAAAAUUUCAUUAAAUGAGCUGAAAAAUUUGUCCAAAUAUAAAAUUAACCAUAAAUUAUAAAUCAAUACUUUCAAUAAUAAAUUUCUAUACUAAUAAAUCCGAAUGUGAAUAAGAAAAUCAUCCAGGCCUUUUAUCUACCCCAGCUUGCUGCUCUCUUUCAUUUUCUAUUUGACAGUGUUCAGUCAAUGUUAUGUGGGUAUAUGAACAUAGGAGACUGCUACCAUUAAUACCACCAGUGCUACUGAUGGGUCCUUCUCAUCUGCAUAACACUGGCUGAACAUUACUUUAUGGACCAGAGAUAAGUUAUUUACUGUCAGUGCAGAUAUAAAAAAAAUUAUAAUAUUUGAUAAUGAUAAAAACAUAAAAAGUCAUGAAAUGUGAUGAAAACAUUAUAAAAAUAUCAUGAAAUUUGAUAAAAACAUCAUAAAAUAAUCAUAAAAUUUGAUUGUAAAAUAUAAAAUUCCACUAGAAGCUUUCAUAAAAAUAUAAAUUUUCAACAAUAAUUUUAACCCGAAUUUGAUCAAACUUGUAAUUUAUGUUUAUAACCCUAUGCCCCUGUUUAUAACCAUAUGCCCCUGUUUGUAUGAAAAAUCGCGUUUUUAGCUAGUGGUCCCUCUAAGAGUCACAAUUUUUAUCUGAUUUCGAAUUUUGUGAAAAUUGGGCCAAAAAUGGCCGCUCCUACUACAACGGUUGUGGACCCUUCCAGAGGUCACACUUUUUAUCCGAUUAUGAUCAAACUUAAUAAAAUACAUGUAUAUGUUUAUAUCCCAAACAUGUUGUGUGUCCUUUAGAUAUUUGCACAUAUCAGACUAUAACUUCAUGGAUUAUGGCCCCUGAUUGUAAGCUUGUGCACCGUCCGGAGGUCACAAUUUUUAUCGGAUUUUAAAAAACAUUCAAAUAAAACAACGUUAAACCCUAAUGAUGGUUGAAUUAGAAUUGCGUGAAAAUCGGAGCGAAAAUGGAUGCUCUUCAUAAGUUAAUAGUGUAAAAGUAUGUAAUACCAAGGUUGCAAGUGUACCCUCAAGAGGUCACAAUUUUUUUCCAAUGUUAAUGAAACUUAAAAAAUAGGUUUUUAUCCAAAAGAUCUUGGUUCAUGUGGAUAUUCGCACAUAUUGGACUGUAACUUCAUGGAUUAUGGCCCCUGAUUGUAUGAAAAAUAUAGUUUUUAGCUUGUGAAUCCAUUUUAUGCGAUUUUGAUGAAACUUGAAAUACAUCCGAAAGAUCUCGGUUCUUUUCGAUAUUGGCAUGUAUCAGACCGUAACUUCCUGGAUUAUGGUCCCUAGAUGUCACAAUUUUUAUCUGAUUUACAAAAAUGUUUAAAUGUAUAAUCCUUACACCAUAAUGACAGUUGAGUUUUCAUUUUCUGAAAAUUGGACCAAGAGUGCCCAAUAAAGUGGCCGCACCCUGCACGCAAAUAGUGUAAAGUAUGUACCGGUAAUACCAAAGUUGUGGACCAUCUAGAGGUCACAAAUUUUAUCCAAUAUUGAUGAAGCUUAAAAUCUAUGUUGAUAUCCCAAAAAUCUGGGUUCCUUAAGAUGCUUGCUCAUAUUGGACCCUAACUUCUUGGUUUAUGUACCAUGAAAAUCCUUUUGUCUUUGCAGCUUUUUCUCUGUGCUUGGCAAACACUCGUCUCUGUAUUUUUAUACCCCCACACUUGUCCCACACAGCCACACCCACCAGUUUUUGUGUGUGACUUUGUGUUGCCUACAGACGGCAAUUCUUAACAGAUCCUUUUGAAAAUUUGAAUACGUAUUCCUUAUAAGUUAUACUCUAAGGAUGUUUCCCUUUCGUUUUUGGUGAAAUUCCCGACCCCAGGGGUAGUGUCAUUCCCAAUUUUUCUGAAUGGAUUGACUUGGAACUUGGUAUACUUAUUCCUUAUACCCUAAGGACGGAAUUAUUGAUUUUGGUGCAUGAUCUCUACCCCCCCCCCCCCCCCGGAGGUGCCACACCCACUUUUUGUUAAUAUUUCGUUUGUAAAUAAUCUACAGGUUGCAAUUAUUAACAUAUUUGGAUCCGAUUCACUAUGAUCCAUCAUAGGAUUGUACCUAUUUAUAUUGGUCGAUGUCCAACCCCCAUUGGCAGAGUCUUCAUUUUAAAAAGUACCAUAUCAAUCAAAGCAGGAAUGUGGAUGUAUAUUGCAGCAGUAAUGAUGCUCUUGUUUGUAUAUACAUGUAGUAUAAUAUAUAUUAUCUGUAAUAAAUGU
Patella vulgata (common limpet) is the source of this 4922-nucleotide messenger RNA. Its product is annotated as cryptochrome DASH. Lineage: Eukaryota; Metazoa; Mollusca; Gastropoda; Patellidae. The coding region runs from base 81 to 1625 and encodes 514 amino acids. The record is from RefSeq and is a predicted model, not a curated record. The transcript is spliced from 13 exons. Gene Ontology annotation, molecular function: damaged DNA binding; FAD binding; deoxyribodipyrimidine photo-lyase activity. Gene Ontology annotation, biological process: photoreactive repair.